This is a messenger RNA of Theobroma cacao (cacao), 1956 nucleotides long. RefSeq names its product glycosyl hydrolase 9B8 (gene GH9B8). The record is from RefSeq and is a predicted model, not a curated record. Gene Ontology annotation, biological process: carbohydrate metabolic process. Gene Ontology annotation, molecular function: hydrolase activity, hydrolyzing O-glycosyl compounds. Lineage: Eukaryota; Viridiplantae; Streptophyta; Magnoliopsida; Malvales; Malvaceae.
AAACCAUUGCAUAAAUCACGCUUUUGUUGUAAAGAAAAAAGAGAGGGGUCUAUUCACAUUCUCAUGUGAAAGUCACAUGCACAUGAAAUCACCCUCUCAGGCCACAGAGUAAAGACACGUUUCAAAGAGUGAAAAAGAAAGAGAAAGAGAGGGUGUGCUGAUAGCUCAUCGCUCCCCCCCCUUCUCUCCAUUCACUCCUUUUGAAAAAAAACGUUUGUAUAGGAGGGAAGGGACAAUGGAGGAGAUGAAGAAGCUAAACCAUCAUCGACAAACACCCAGAUUUGCCUGGCAUUGUUGCGUUGUUCUCUUCUCUGUUUUCACCGUUUCCGCAACAGCUCAUCAAGCGUUUGAUUAUGCUGAUGCUUUAACAAAGAGCCUUCUUUACUUUGAAUCCCAGCGAUCCGGUCGGUUACCGUACAACCAACGUGUCACUUGGCGUGACCAUUCUGGCCUCACCGACGGGUUGGAACAAGGAGUGGACUUGGUAGGAGGAUACUACGACGCUGGCGAUCAUGUCAAAUUUGGACUCCCAAUGGCUUUCACCGUUACAAUGCUGUCUUGGGGUAUCAUCGAAUUCCGUGAUCAGAUCGCUAAUGCCGGAGAAUUGGACCACUCUUUAGAGGCUAUUAAGUGGGGGACAGAUUACUUCAUUAAGGCACACACCAGCCCAAAUGUAUUAUGGGCAGAGGUGGGUGAUGGGGACACUGACCAUUACUGUUGGCAACGCCCGGAGGACAUGACCACCUCACGCCAAGCCUACAAGGUUGAUCAGAAAAAUCCAGGGUCGGAUCUCGCCGGAGAGACGGCGGCGGCAAUGGCGGCAGCGUCAAUUGUGUUCAAGAAAACAAACCCACAUUACUCUCACUUACUCUUGCACCAUGCUCAACAGUUGUUUGAGUUCGGGGAUAAGUAUCGAGGGAAGUAUGAUGGGAGUGUAGGGGUGGUGAAGAGCUACUAUGCGUCGGUGAGUGGAUACAUGGAUGAGUUGUUGUGGGCAGCUUUGUGGUUGUACGAGGCCACCGACAAUGAGGAGUUCUUGAAGUAUGUUAUAAACAAGGCUCACUGUUUUGGUGGAAUUGGUUGGGCCAUAACAGAGUUCAGUUGGGAUGUUAAGUACGCUGGAAUUCAAAUUAUGGCAUCAAAGUUACUGGAGAAAGAAAAACAUAAGCACCACGCUCAUGUUCUCAAGCAAUACCGAUCGAAAGCUGAGUACUACCUAUGCUCAUGUCUUAACAAAAACAAUGCCAACGACAACAUCGACCGUACCCCAGGGGGUCUUCUAUACAUCCGGCAAUGGAACAAUAUGCAAUAUGUGUCCACGGCGGCAUUCCUUCUGACCGUGUACUCCGACUUCCUUCGGGACUCCAACAAAAGGCUCGAUUGUCCAGCGGGAACGGUGGAGCAUGGAGAGAUCCUCCAUUUUGCCAAAUCUCAAGUGGAUUACAUAUUAGGUUCUAAUCCGAUGAACACGAGUUAUUUAGUGGGUUACGGUCCAAAGUACCCCACCAGGGUACACCAUCGAGGGGCCUCGAUAGUGUCAUAUAGAGAGAAUAAGGGUUUCAUUGGGUGCACCCAGGGUUAUGACAAUUGGUAUAGCCGGGAAGAGCCUAACCCUAAUGUCUUGGUAGGAGCGCUGGUCGGGGGACCUGAUUGUCAAGAUAAUUUCAUGGACCAAAGAGAUAACUAUAUGCAGACCGAGGCCUGCACAUAUAAUACAGCACCAUUAGUUGGCGUUUUCGCAAAAUUGUUACACUUGGAGGACAGCCAUGAACCACAAUUGGUUGCCUCUUCUUAGAAACUAUAUAUCGAGUUUGAGGGAAAAAAAAAAACACAGUGUUGAUGAGUACUUUAAAUUACUUUUUUGUGUGGCUGAACUAAGGUGUUCAAGCCCCAUUUUAAUAUUGUACCUUCAUUUUUUGUUGAGUGUUCAUAAUAGUAAAAGUAUAAAGUUCAACA